Molecule: messenger RNA, 1530 nt
Organism: Penicillium egyptiacum
Lineage: Eukaryota; Fungi; Ascomycota; Eurotiomycetes; Eurotiales; Aspergillaceae
Source: the annotation of a GenBank genome assembly
AUGACCUUACUUGUGCUUGUUCUUCUUGCACUUCUCUAUUAUAGCUACUUCAGCCUUCGUCUGCUCUACUCCUUACGCAAGGUACCCGCGGCGCACUGGUCUUCUCGCUUCAGUUCUGCCCGAAUUCUAUGGGCAAGAUGGACAGGUACUGAGCUCAAGUUCCUCAUCGAAGCCCACAGCAGACUCGGUCCAAUUGUCCUCGUGGGUCCUCAAGAUCUUAGCGUGAGCAGCUACCAAGAUGGGAUUCGCAAAGUCUACGACACCGGGUUUCCCAAGCCGGCCCCAUUCUAUUCGAUGUUCAAUUAUUAUAGAUCCGAACACGGUAUCCGCCGUAGGAGAACAGCAGCGCUAUACUCCAAGUCCGCGCUGAUGCAGUCCAAGCAUCUACGCGAGGUAACGGACUGCAUCAUCUACGAGAGACUCUUUCCAAGACUGGAAAGCCUCCUGGUUAGUUGUGGCACUGGUCGUAUCGACGGGCUGGACUUGAGCUACCGUAUUUGCGCGGAUUAUCUCAGCUCAUUCUUGUUUGGCUCUUGCAACAGCACGAAUUUCCUGUCAUUUCUCUCCAAUCGCAAGGCGGAGCUCAACAAUGACCCUCUUGAGCUAUGGCGCUUCCACUACGAGAACAUGUCAUGCCGCGAAGCAUUCUUUGUGCAGGAGAUGCCAGGGCUGUACAAGCUGUUCAAGGCGCUUGGGACUAAUCUGCUGCCGAGAAAAUACUCAGAUGGGACUGAGUAUCUGGAGAAUUGGAUAUCUACAAUGGCCGACAAGGCUGACCACACGAUCACCUUGAAACACAGUAAGGGUCUGAAUCUGGAAGCCAAAGACGAGCCCGUGGUUUUUGAGACUGCAAAAGAAGCAGUGAAGAAGGAUUCGCCGCAUCUCAGCUUGGAAGCACAGAAAAUGCAGGUCCAGAGUGAGAUGUUCGACCAUGUUUGCCUCGUCUUUGGUUAUGCACUUUGGUAUCUAGCGAGCCACCCUGAUGCACAGCAAAAGAUCCACGCAGAGCUCGAGGAACACAAAAUCGACAUGACAAGCCCUAUCCAUCAAGAUCCUAGUGGACUAGAUAGGUCCUCCCGACUAGACUCCCUUCCCUACCUCCGCGCCGUUAUCGACGAAUGUCUCCGCAUGCGUCCAACAAGCACGCUCUUACCCAGAAUCACGCCCCCAGAUCGAAGCAUCUCUGUCGCGGGAAUAGACAACAUUCCACCAAACACGCGGAUCAACAGCUUCCAGUGGUUCGUGCACCGCGAUCCAACAAAAUGGGAAAAUGUAAAUGAUUGGGAUCCCGAGAGAUGGUUGUCAAUGGGCAGAAGUGGCAAGAAACAUGAUAGAGAAGAUGUCUUGUGGCCGUUUGCGAGUGGGCCAAGGAUGUGUCUGGGGAACCAUUUGACGUACUACUUUAUGCAGCAUGUUCUUGCGGCGAUAUGUUCAAUAUUCGUGCUUUCGGCGUUGCCUCGCGAUGAAAGGCAAUGUACACCAGGGUCGCCGGAAGAUGAGCUGCCAAUUACAGUGGUUUUGAGGGCCUGA